CUCUUUCCCAACAUGUGAGCCUCUUGUCUCAACGCUUUGCUUGCGCAUCUACACGACACAAAGUAAACGCAACGCAAACAUGUGGAUUUUACCUCUUGUCGGCUACGUGGGAACCCUUUUGGGUUUCUGCUUUUUGACUCUCGCUAUCGCGUCUGGUCUCUAUUACCUGUCGGAGCUCGUCGAGGAGCAUAGCGUCACCGCGAAGCGCUUCCUGACGCGUCUUAUAUAUAGCGUCAUUGGGAUUCAGUUGGUUCUGUGGCUGGUGGAUGGGUUCCCAUUCUUUGCUACAGUCUUGACGAUCGUCUCCCAUGUUGUCUAUCUGGGCAACAUGAAACGAUUCCCUUUUGUGAAGCUGACCGAUCCUCUCUUCCUGGCUUCGUGUGUUCUUGUCCUGGUUAACCACUACGUAUGGUUCCGACACUUUUCCGAUGCCCAGUCCCGUGCCUACCAGCGUACCUCGUUCUACGACAAGGCCGAUGUUCCCAGCUUCGCACAGAUCGCCUCGUACUUUGGGCUUUGCGUUUGGCUUGUGCCUUUUGCGCUUUUCGUCAGUCUAUCCGCUGGCGAUAACGUCCUUCCCACGAUGGGAACUGAGCCCGUCCAUGGACUCGAUGGGAGGGGCAAGCCUCAGGGUAUGAUCAAGGCACUUGUUGAUCAGAUUCGUGGGGCAAUUGGUCAAAUCUUUGGAUCCAAUUCAUCGCCUGGACUUGCUCGACCGUAAAGGCUGGGAAGUGAUUGAAACAACAUCACAGUGCAGGCUGGACGAGCCGAAAUGCUCGUCUGAUCUACGUCGAUAACAUAAUAUUGGUCCAAUGAUCCCUUCGAGGAGAGCUUCAAUGUGUUUCUAGCAGUCAUGAUAGUUUAAUACCAAGCACAAGAAGUGCAUUGCUCAGGUGACAUGCCCCAUGACAUCGUUCGUAUCGUCGUAUCGUCGUUUCGUUUCGAAAUACAAGGGGUUCGAGACCGCAAUGGCUUGUGUACUACUGCCAGUGGACAAAGGCUAUCCGAGAGGAAGCAAUAUUUGACUGCGUGUCAUGUGUCAGCACGUAUGUACGCAUCCAAGCAACAUCUAAAGAUGAAUACCUCCAAGGCUUCUGGGUCAGCAAGUCUACUUAACACUCCCCUGUGUAGUAGGGUUAUGAAAUGGAGUGUAGGUGUUGGUGUUGGUGUUGGACGUGGGUGUCUGCGAGCUAGAUAUAACAAUUGAAUCAGGGAGAUGCCACGGCAU
Messenger RNA from Fusarium graminearum PH-1, 1228 nucleotides. RefSeq lists its product as uncharacterized. The transcript has 3 exons. Gene Ontology annotation, cellular component: endoplasmic reticulum membrane; COPII-coated ER to Golgi transport vesicle; Golgi membrane. The record is from RefSeq and is a predicted model, not a curated record. Gene Ontology annotation, molecular function: COPII receptor activity. The coding region runs from base 80 to 721 and encodes 213 amino acids. Gene Ontology annotation, biological process: endoplasmic reticulum to Golgi vesicle-mediated transport. NCBI's taxonomy places the organism in Eukaryota, Fungi, Ascomycota, Sordariomycetes, Hypocreales, Nectriaceae.